AUGGGUACUGGAGGGAGUCGGGGAGUAUAUCAAGAUGCUAUACAUGUGAAGGAUCUUGGGGAGUAUACUCACGGAAACCGUUCGUUCGUUCAUGGAACGGAUUUGAGUUCGGUAAGGUACAUUUGGUUGUCGACCGAGUUUCCUGAGUUCAUCGCUCGUACGGACGUACGGAGCAAUGGAGCUUACAAAGCUAUCACUCGCUCCAACCUAAAUCUUACGGUAGGCCCUGCCCGAUCAACCAGAUUAGGAAGUGGACGGAACAUAUUAUCAACUCCUCAUGAAUUUGUCCCAAGCAAUGCCGAAAACCGAACACUAGCUGCCCGCUCGUUCAGGACAGAUUAA
Neurospora tetrasperma FGSC 2508 is the source of this 342-nucleotide messenger RNA. RefSeq lists its product as uncharacterized. The transcript has 3 exons. The record is from RefSeq and is a predicted model, not a curated record. NCBI's taxonomy places the organism in Eukaryota, Fungi, Ascomycota, Sordariomycetes, Sordariales, Sordariaceae. The coding region runs from base 1 to 342 and encodes 113 amino acids.